This is a messenger RNA of Zygotorulaspora mrakii, 2310 nucleotides long. It is a transcript of the gene CVM1, whose product is annotated as Cvm1p. The record is from RefSeq and is a predicted model, not a curated record. The coding region runs from base 1 to 2310 and encodes 769 amino acids. The transcript has a single exon. Lineage: Eukaryota; Fungi; Ascomycota; Saccharomycetes; Saccharomycetales; Saccharomycetaceae.
AUGAGUGAGGCCAGUCAUGAUGCUCCAUCAAAGAUCGUAACUUGGGGCUCUUGGUGGCGUGGUCGUGGACUAGAAACUGAUGCGCAAGACCAGGAUGAGAAUGAUGUUACAGCGGGAAGUACUGCACUCAAGACCAGCACAACGGCAGUGCCUGAGAACUUAAGUAACGAGAGAGAGGUCCAUAACUCUUCGACCGUAGGCACUGCAGAAAACGUGCAAAACUCUGCGACCGCUGGUUGGUAUUCUAGCAUCGUUUCAAGAGUUUCGUCUAUUCCGUUAUUCAAUAAUCAAACAAUAGACGUUGUCAUAGAUGGUAACACGAGGUAUUCUCAGCUCAGUGAGGGUCAGAUCCAAAUUUUAGAAUUAGAAGCUGUACAAACAAUUGUGCGACGCUCAAACUCCUGGGUAUGGUAUAGAAAUUUGACGCAUUUCAACGAGGGAACGUCAAGCUGGAUAGAGCAAACGGGUAUUGUGAGUGUUUAUGGUACGGGCUCCUCAAAGUGUCCAUUACCGUUAAAACACUAUCCAAUACCAGACAGCAGCUCUGGAUACCAUGUUUAUCUCACUGACUCCCUUAUUUUGCCGACUGAUUCCCCAUUAAAAAUGCUGCACGAUCAGUCGCUGUUAAGUAGAGUAUCAACUGCAGCGAGAAAUUACUACAAUUUCCCAAGCGAAAAGCAUUUGUACCUUAAGAAGACCACAGAAGGUUUGUUAAAAGAGGGAAGAGCCUUGAUAAUAUCAGUUGUUGGAUAUUUACCUGAGAAAUAUGAGAAGUACUCAUUGGAAGAGCAGCGAUCCGCUGAGUACUUGUCCAGAAAACUUGCUCUUUCUUUGCAGCAUGAACAGCCUGCUGAAAUAAUAUCACUAUCAAUUGAAUGCCCAUUACACACUAAAGAUUUGAAGACAGUCUUCCAAGAAUGCGUCGGAUUACUGCAAAAUUGGAAAGAUUUGUUCAAGGAUGUUUCUUCAAUUUUUUUUACUUGUGUAUAUCACAGUGUUCCGUUAACUAUUUUGUUAGCCAAGCAUAUUUUGAAAGAUCAUGAGUCGCUAGAAAUAAACGCCACAACUCCGGUCGGUAUCUUAGCAAUGGAGUCAGACUUACAAGGCUAUCGGUUUUGGGAUCAUAGCAGUGAUGCUACGUCCAGCUCAGAACAAAGCUAUCAAAAAGUACAACAAAUGAGGGAAAAACAACUAUUUCAAGGUGUCAGCAAGAAUGAGCGAGAAAUAUUGUCCAAGAUCAGACUUUAUAGAAAACUAGACUCUGAAGAAUCUAGAUUAGUCCAAUCCAAUUUAGACUGGCUUCUUUAUCAUUGGAGGGGAUUCAGGUUUAAUUUCUUUUGCAAACUGUAUGACAACUUUAUGACAGCUUCACAGAAACUAGCAGUCGAUUACAACCAUCCUAAGAUUUUUAGAAAUAUCUGGUGUGAUGGUAGGCACAUGGGUCAUGACACAAGACAUCCGCUUCAGCUGAAUAUACCAGACGUUCAAACAAAGACACCUAAAUUUGAAUGCACAUUAGAAGUUCCAGAGAAACGUAUAUUUGAAGUUACGUUGUUGAAUAGUAUUUUGCUGGCUUUGAAUUUAGGAAAUACCAAAUUUGUACCAAUCAUGAAGCUAAUUAGUCCUUUCUUCAUAUCUCGAACUUUCAAUCAAAAUACAAUGUCACCAAACUUGAAAAAGCAAACCCAAACAGAAUUGAAGAAUUGGCUGCAAGAAAUGGAUUUAAAAUGGCGAACCAACGAGACUGAUGAGCAAAGCAUCGGAGAAUUACCGGACAAGGUCUCAAGUGUGCACAAGUUCAUGGAAUUUUCUCAUUAUCACGAUAUGAGAACACCAGAGCUCAUGAAAGUUUACUCAAAUAUUUAUGAUGACGACUCCGUCUACCAAACAUUCAUUGAAAAUACUAUCAAGACCAGGUCAUUAUUAGGUGAGAAACAUCUAACGUUAUUGGGAGAUCAUUCAGCUCCCAGGAGCAUAUUAAAUACUGUUAACCAAUAUGAUUUAGUAUGGAAAUUCCAUGAGUUUUUAUCUGAAUUCAUGAGACUACGGAACUUACCGCAGCAACCGGAAGCAAAAUGUCUCAAGUUCACAAUAUCAUUAAAUUAUUCCUUCUGGGAGCAAGCUUACUACGAUCCAAUAUUAUUCAAGAAAGACACUUCAGAAGCCAUAAAGCACCUUGAACAUAUUUGGGAAAACUAUCAAUCUUGGGACCCAUCCACUAGAGGUCUGAAGCAGCUGAAGAGCGUCCUAAGCGUCUUAUCGCUAUAUAAUAACCCAUCCGAAAUGGUGCAAGAUGUAGCAUAUAAAUGA